GUAAUCCUGAUGUGUGCCUCCAACAAGGUCAUCAGGAAUAUCAUGCUGGUGGCAGACGAGAUGGGCUUCAACAAUGGCGAGUACAUCUUCAUCAACAUUGAUCUAUUCAGCAACAAACAGACGUUGGAGAGGCCCUGGUUCCAACUUGACGAGGCAAAGGAGAAAAACGAUCGAGCGAGGAAGGCCUUCGAAUCCAUGCUGACAGUGACGGCCACCAAGAAGGACAGCCAGGAGUACAGGCAGUUCUCGGAGGAGGUGCGAAAGAGGAGUGUCCAGAUGUAUCAGAAGGAUGUCUACGGGGACGAGGUGAAUGAUUACGUGGGUUCCUUCCAUGACGCCCUGCUCCUCUACUCCCUGGCCGUCAACGAGACCAUCCAGGCAGGCCUUAGUCCCAGGGACGGGCAGGAGAUCACGAAACGAAUGUGGAAUAAGACUUUUAAGGGGAUUACAGGUUUGGUGAGCAUUGAUCAGAAUGGAGAUAGAGAAGAAGAUUACUCCAUUCUGAACAUGAAUCCAGAAGACGGCGUGUUUAGAGUCAUUGGAAAUUAUUUGGGCCGCCAAAAAGUUUUUGAGAAAGUUGAAGGAAGCCCUAUAUUUUGGCCAGGCAACCGCACCGAUCCACCCCCCGACAUUCCGAAAUGUGGAUUUGACGGUAAAGGCUGUCCGCCAAAAGAAAAGUUGCCCGUGUCUGCAUUCGUGGCAGUGGCACUGAGCAUCAUCCUCCUCAUCGUCCUACUCGUCGUUCUCAUCCUCUACAGGCGAAUGAAAGAGGAGGCGGAACUGUCGGAGGUACACUGGCGAGUUAAGUGGGAGGAGAUAACAUCCCCAAACUCUGAACUUCAUAUGGACAGAGUUGGCAGUAUGCACAGUCUGGUCAGUCACCACGCCUCCUUCGACACGUUGGCCGUUAGUGAAACCGGUCCGAGACAGAUAUUUACAAAAACUGGUCACUACAAGUCAACAGUUGUGGCCAUCAAAACAUUUGACAGACCUUUCAAUUCAACAAAACCUCUCUUAAUCAGCAUCAAAAAGCUGAGGGACCUGACGAACGAUCACGUGGCACGAUUCAUCGGAGUCUGCAUCGACCCGCCCAACCAAUCAAUCAUCACUGAGUACUGCCAGAAAGGAAGUUUACAGGAUGUCCUUGAAAACGACAGCAUCAAGUUGGACCGCAUGUUCAAGUUCUCACUCAUUCAAGAUCUUAUAAGGGGCAUGUGCUACCUACACAGCAGCGACAUCAAGUACCACGGCAACCUCAAAAGCUCUAACUGCGUCGUAGACAGCAGGUUCGUCCUCAAGGUCACUGACUUCGGCCUGCUAGAACUUCGCUCUAGGAGAUCUUCGCAUGAUGUCGAUUCCUUUGCCUACUAUAGAUCUAAACUAUGGACGGCCCCAGAGAUCCUGCGCAUGGAGGAUAGCAGGAAGUGCGCAGAUUCAACGAGCAGAAUCAACUUGUAUGAAAAAUCUCACGGGGACGUGUACAGUUUCGCCAUCAUCUGCCAGGAGGUGGUCCAUAGGAAGGGGGUAUUCUGGGUCAGGAACGUGGAAAAUAUCUCGCCGCAUGAAAUCUACCUGCUGGUGAAGAGCGACAAGAAGCCAUGUUUCCGACCGACCCUGCUUCAGUACGGCGACGACAGUGACGACACCUGUGCUGAUGACCUUUGCACUCUCAUACAGAAGUCAUGGACGGAGGAUCCGAACGAGAGGCCAGAGUUCAAUCAGAUCAAGAACAGCGUCAAGAGGAUGAACAAAGACAUGGGGGGUGGAAACUUGCUGGACAACCUGCUGAGUCGCAUGGAGCAGUAUGCCUGCAACCUGGAAGGCCUCGUGCAGGAAAGAACUGCUGACUACCUCGAGCAGAAGAAGAGGGCAGAGAACUUGCUCUAUAUGAUGCUGCCUAGAUCUGUGGCCACUCAGCUGAUGCAAGGUAUGAACGUUAAAGCAGAGAAAUAUGAGAGCGUCACCAUCUACUUCAGUGACAUCUGUGGCUUCACUUCACUCUCUGCACUCAGCACACCUAUGCAGGUGGUGGACUUGCUGAACGAUUUGUACACGAGUUUUGACGUGAUCAUCGAAAAGUUUGACGUCUACAAAGUCGAAACGAUCGGCGAUGCUUACAUGGUGGUGUCUGGUCUGCCGGUGAGGAACGGCCUUCUACACGCCAGGGAGAUUUGCAGGAUGUCCUUGAAACUGUUAAAAGAGGUCAAGUCCUUCAAGAUCAGACACAUGCCUUCCGAUAAGUUGAUGCUAAGGAUCGGUGUCCACUCAGGCGCGGUAUGUGCGGGUGUGGUUGGACAUAAAAUGCCAAGGUACUGCUUGUUUGGUGACACCGUCAACACUGCCUCACGUAUGGAAUCAAAUGGAGAGGCUCUGAAGAUUCACGUGAGUCCAGAAACUAAAGCUACGCUGGACAUGUUUGGGACGUUCAAACUGGAGUUCAGAGGACCUGUUGUUAUGAAGGGCAAAGGUGAGAUUUGUACUUGGUGGUUGAUGGGGGAAGAGAACCCUGAAUUUCCUGAACUUUCACCUGCCGAAAUGCAUCUGUGAGGUCAUCCACUGUUUAAAAAAAUACCAAAAUACCUAAAAACGAAAAUUAAUGCGAAACCAACAUAAUUAUUAACAUUAAAAAUAGUGAAUGGCAUUAAAAAUAACAAUGAAAAAGCAGAAAGAAGUUUUGUUGAAAACCUUUAAUACACAAGCGAAUGUUUUAACAAACAUGUUUUAUAAAAAAAAUUUUAACUUCUCCCUAUAAAGUGAUUUUAUUCAUAUUUUUUCACGUAAAUAAAAGUGUGCUAGUCUUUUAAAUAUAAUGACGUAACGAACGUUUAUUUGUGAUGUAACUAUUAGUAUAUUUAUUAGAUUUUUAAUUAAUUUUAUAUUAAUAAAUAUUGUAGCGUUGUUUUUUUUUCAAUUUUUCAAUUUUUCUCAAUCUUUAAAAUUAUUUUUAUAAAAUUUCUAAAAUGGUUCUUUAAUUCAAGAUAAACUUGAAGUUUAUCAAUAUAAAAUAUUUAUUCGUUCCUGAAAGAGAAUAAAUAAUAAUUUUAAUUAAUUUUAAUUGUCUAAAAAGUAUAUUUCGUAAUUUAUAUACUUAAUAUUAAUGACAAACCUUUUUCCUAGUAUUUCUCGUCCAUUUUCUUCGAUCAUUUAUAUUUUUCAUUAAAAUUGUCAACUCUU
Helobdella robusta is the source of this 3174-nucleotide messenger RNA. RefSeq lists its product as hypothetical. Bases 10 to 2547 code for a protein of 845 amino acids. Gene Ontology annotation, biological process: receptor guanylyl cyclase signaling pathway; intracellular signal transduction; cGMP biosynthetic process. The transcript has 25 exons. Lineage: Eukaryota; Metazoa; Annelida; Clitellata; Rhynchobdellida; Glossiphoniidae. The record is from RefSeq and is a predicted model, not a curated record. Gene Ontology annotation, cellular component: membrane. Gene Ontology annotation, molecular function: peptide receptor activity; protein kinase activity; ATP binding.